Molecule: messenger RNA, 2477 nt
Organism: Ctenopharyngodon idella (grass carp)
Lineage: Eukaryota; Metazoa; Chordata; Actinopteri; Cypriniformes; Xenocyprididae
Gene: isl1a
Product: ISL LIM homeobox 1a
Exons: 6
Coding region: 229-1275 (348 amino acids)
Biological process (GO): neuron fate specification; axonogenesis; positive regulation of transcription by RNA polymerase II
Cellular component (GO): nucleus
Molecular function (GO): cis-regulatory region sequence-specific DNA binding; DNA-binding transcription factor activity, RNA polymerase II-specific
Source: RefSeq, a predicted model, not a curated record
UUGAGAGAGGGAGAGAGAGAUAGGGACAAGAGUGGCCCAUCAAUGCUGUGACCAAGCACAGGAGCUCAACACACACCCCUAACUCUAAUCGCAAGCAUCUCGAUUCCGGGAAGUCCUGCAACACCUCGAACCCUCGUCCACUUUCCCACCUUCACAGAUCAAAACACGGGCACUAAGGGCCUUCUGUCCGGUUUUAAAGUGGACCUAACACCGCCUUACUUUCUUGACAUGGGAGACAUGGGGGAUCCACCAAAAAAAAAGCGUCUAAUCUCGUUGUGUGUCGGCUGUGGGAAUCAAAUCCAUGACCAGUAUAUUCUGCGCGUGUCCCCGGAUCUGGAGUGGCACGCGGCGUGUUUGAAAUGUGCAGAAUGUAACCAGUAUCUGGACGAAUCCUGUACAUGUUUUGUCCGAGAAGGAAAAACUUACUGUAAACGGGACUACAUCAGGUUAUACGGGAUCAAAUGUGCUAAAUGCAACAUUGGUUUCAGCAAGAAUGACUUCGUGAUGAGAGCACGCUCGAAGGUUUAUCAUAUUGAGUGUUUCAGAUGUGUGGCGUGUAGUCGGCAGCUCAUCCCAGGAGAUGAGUUCGCUCUGCGGGAAGACGGGCUCUUCUGCAGGGCCGACCAUGACGUGGUGGAACGGGCAACAAUGGGUGCUGGUGACCCAUUAAGCCCAUUACAUCCGGCGAGACCUUUACAAAUGGCAGAGCCCAUUUCGGCACGUCAGCCUGCGCUUCGACCCCAUGUGCACAAACAACCUGAGAAAACAACCCGCGUCCGGACAGUCCUAAACGAAAAACAGCUCCAUACCUUGAGGACUUGUUACAAUGCCAACCCUCGACCCGACGCCCUCAUGAAAGAGCAGCUCGUUGAGAUGACGGGUCUCAGCCCGAGAGUCAUCAGGGUUUGGUUUCAAAACAAGCGCUGCAAGGACAAAAAGAGGAGCAUACUGAUGAAACAACUCCAGCAGCAGCAACCCAACGACAAAACGAACAUCCAGGGGAUGACGGGGACUCCAAUGGUGGCGACUAGUCCAGAGAGACACGACGGUGGUUUGCAGGCAAACCAAGUGGAGGUGCAGAGUUACCAACCGCCUUGGAAAGUCCUCAGUGACUUCGCGCUGCAGAGUGACAUCGACCAGCCUGCUUUCCAGCAACUGGUGAAUUUUUCUGAAGGAGGGCCAGGCUCGAACUCUACAGGGAGCGAAGUCGCUUCAAUGUCCUCGCAACUGCCAGAUACACCAAACAGCAUGGUAGCGAGUCCUAUAGAGGCCUAGGCGAGUGGAUUAUCUCCUGCACCUGAAGUUUGGGAAAGGACGUGUCUGGGAAACCAAUCUCAGAGAGAGGCUCGUGAAGUUUCUUCCAUCCCUAUCAUUAGGGCCGCUCCUGAAUAAAAACCCAUUAACCAACUGCACGAGGCCUCUAUAUCGAAACAACCCUUGGUUGUAUUUAUACACUGUGAUGACAAUCAUGGGAUUUAAACACACUCCAACCGAGCAAGUCCAACGAGUGUUGCGAAAAGACCAUUUAAACUCCAGCGAAAGUGGAUCCAGCCGGCGCACGUAUUCACACACCGAACUUGACGUGAUCAUUGCAGUGCUCCGCAGCCGAGUGGACCUGGUCGGCUACACUUUUGCCAAAAACCCCUCCACAUUUUUUUCCACUUUUAUGACAAAUCAAUGGACCUCUACGGAUAUAAGACGCAAGAGAACUUAGUCUAAUAUAUACAUUCAUAUAGCCUACUUUUGUGCGCAACGUGAGUAGCCUAUAAUGAAACCAUGACUGUUUAUUCUGUUUCUAUAAAAAGACCGAAAUGGACUAGUUCACAAAAGAGGGUAGUAUGGCAGCCGAGGUCUACUGCGAUUACAGUUUUGUUAUAUGGUCUCUUUUCAAGCCCAACUAAAGCAUUGCAACAAGGUAUACCUCUAUUUUGCCACAAGCUGUGUGGGAAUUUCAUGUGUUCGUGUCCGUCCAAGAACUUUUUUCUUUCCCAAAGAUGUGUAUAGGUUUAAGUUAAGUUAAUAUGACUGAUUAGCUCUGGAGGUUUCGUUUUGUUCCUGUAUUACAAAAUAUUUUAUUAUUUAUUGUCGGAAGACAUGCCACUUUUGUGUACUUUUACUUGCUGAAGAAGUAAAAAGGAAGAAAAGAAUAUUGUCGACUCCGAAUGAUCUAUCAUAAUUGACGUGUCCUGUCGUUUGAUCAAAGACUGAUGUAAGAACAACGCCAUAUGUAGAGUUAUCUUCAGGAAUAUUUGAUCAAUAAAAAUUUGACGUGUACUGUAAGUAAACGGUCGGACACGUGGGGGUUUCUUAAAUGUGACAGUUUUUAUAGCCUAUAUGUUUCUCGCAUGUCAAAAUGAGGUUUGGCUAUUAUAAUAUAUCACACAGAAGGAGAUAAGGCAAAGUGAAAAAACAAUCAGUUCUCGUUUUAUCAAAUAAUGUGUUUAGCAGCACUGCAACCUAAAGUACCCUUAAAGGGA